UGUAAAGAGCAUUGGUGGAGAGUUGUGAAUGUAAGGCAAAUGAAAGAUAUCAGGAUGGGAAGAGAAUGUCUGGAAGAGGAUAAUGGGAUUUAAACCUGUAAGCACUUAAAGCCCUUAUAUCAGCAACAAUAAUCGGUGCUGCUUCCUGUAGUUGCUCAGAGGGGUCUGACUCUGGGUUAUUUCAUGUCUGUAAUAACUGAGUACACAUAGCACCUCUACACCCAAAGUAAUCAGUGCAUCUGCAUGGCCAAGAGGACACUGGCACCAUGAACAAGCUUAAGGGCCGGAGGCAAAGCCUGUUCCCCAAUUACAAACUUGGGGUCACAGCCCCUGCUCCCAAGGAUCCUGAAGACUCUGAACUUCCCUUUGGCCAACACAGCUGGGUGAAACCAUGGAAUUCAAUGCAGGAGCUAAGUGGGGAUAUUUAUGAUGUCUAUGCUGAGUAUGAAGAUGAAGAAGAUGAUAAACCAAUGUCCACCUCUAGUAAAUUGUCCUCUUCAACUAAAAAUUACAUGCUCAACAUCAAUGUGGGAGGCAAGGUCUACCACAUCUCUUACAAGGUAGCAGCAAAAUAUCCCAAGACAAGAAUUGGCCGACUUGCAACAUAUACUGACCACAGCAGGAAACUUGACCUCUGUGAUGAUUACACUGUGCAGAACAAUGAAUUUUUUUUUGACCGUGACCCAGACAUCUUCCACAACAUCUUUAACUUCUAUAGAACUGGAGUGGUCUGGAUUAAAGAUGAGUUAUGUCCACGCAAUUUCUUGGAAGAGAUCAACUACUGGGGGGUUCGCAUCAAGAAUACCCAUCGAUGCUGCCGCAUCUCAUUUGAGGAACGUCAAGAUGAACUCAACGAACAGCUGAAGGUGCAAAGAGAGCUACAAGCAGAAGUGGAAACUGAGGAACAUGAGGACCGAUUUCAAGAUAUGGCUUUUGGGCAUUCACGUUUCCUCAUUUGGAAUAUGAUGGAGAAGCCCUUUUCAUCAGUCACUGCCAAGCUCAUGGCAGUAGCAUCCAGUUUCUUUGUGCUGGUAUCACUUGUGGCUAUGACUCUUAACACAGUAGAAGAAAUGCAGUAUACAACUACAACUGGCCAGCUUAGUGGGAAGACCUACUGUGAGUAUGUAGAGACUUUCUGCAUUGCCUUUUUUACCAUGGAGUAUAUUCUCCGACUUGUGUCUACACCUGAUCUCAAACACUUUGGAAAAAGCAUGUUAAAUGCUGUGGACCUGAUUGCAAUUCUUCCAUUAUAUCUUCAGAUGAUCUUAGAGUGUUUUGAGAAUGACAACUAUAGGAAACAUGGAAGUGACAUAGAGACUGUUGGAAGAGUAGGUAAAUUGGGUCAGGUUCUACGUAUCAUGCGUCUUAUGCGGAUCUUUCGUAUCCUUAAACUAGCACGUCACUCUACUGGACUUAGAGCCUUUGGCUUUACACUCCGGCAAUGUUACCAGCAAGUGGGAUGCCUUUUCCUCUUUAUUGCUAUGGGAAUUUUUACCUUCUCUGCCAUGGUGUAUACUGUAGAACAUGAUGUGCAUCAAACAAACUUCACCAGCAUUCCACAUGCAUGGUGGUGGGCAGCUGUGAGUAUCUCCACUGUGGGCUAUGGUGACAUGUUUCCAGAGACUCAUCUGGGCAGGAUUUUUGCAUUUGCCUGUAUCUCUUUUGGCAUUAUUCUCAAUGGAAUGCCAAUCUCAAUCCUAUUUAACAAAUUCUCAGAUUACUACACAAAGUUGAAAGCCUAUGAAUACACCUCCUCUAUAAAGAAUCGAGGAAAAGUAAGGUUUGUAAAAAGAGCUGCUAAGACGUUUGCGGAGCGCUUCUAGAAUACUGGGAACAAUUGUUGUAUUGUUUUAAAGAUGCUGAAUCAAAGCCUAUUUGGAUGCUGUAAUAAAAUCUUUAUUUUUAAGACUGCCA
Molecule: messenger RNA, 1914 nt
Organism: Misgurnus anguillicaudatus (oriental weatherfish)
Lineage: Eukaryota; Metazoa; Chordata; Actinopteri; Cypriniformes; Cobitidae
Gene: kcnv2a
Product: potassium channel, subfamily V, member 2a
Biological process (GO): action potential; protein homooligomerization; potassium ion transmembrane transport
Cellular component (GO): membrane; voltage-gated potassium channel complex
Molecular function (GO): voltage-gated potassium channel activity
Source: RefSeq, a predicted model, not a curated record